Messenger RNA from Aspergillus steynii IBT 23096, 1910 nucleotides. RefSeq names its product CAIB/BAIF family enzyme. The record is from RefSeq and is a predicted model, not a curated record. The transcript has a single exon. The coding region runs from base 215 to 1702 and encodes 495 amino acids. Gene Ontology annotation, molecular function: catalytic activity. NCBI's taxonomy places the organism in Eukaryota, Fungi, Ascomycota, Eurotiomycetes, Eurotiales, Aspergillaceae.
GCAAAAGCACCUACACUUUCUGUAGGCUGCCACGAAUCAACGCAGCCCUCGGCCGUGGGCGCCGAAUAAUGCCUCAUCCAUUCCGGAGUUCCAGCCGUUUCGCCGAGUCAGAGAACCUUCAUAAACAUCCGCUAGACAGUCAAUCAAUGUACAAUGCUCAUCUGUGCGUUCUAGGCUGACAUAAAAGACGAUAUUGUCCCCAUUUCGUACAAAAAUGUCCGAGUCUUCAAUAACAAACCACCCGGCGCCAGACCGGACGACUUUCUCGGCCCAAGACACCGUGCGGUACAUCUGGCAAGGACUCGGCCUUCCGGAUGAAGCGCUCCAGUCGCUUCAGAUAAGUGGCGACGAGAAAUGCCUCCCGUCGUCUUUCAAGAUCGCAGAUCUAGCCCAGGCAUCCAUCGGAUUAUCCGCCUUGCUUGCGGCACUGAUUCACGCCCGGCGGAAUUCCAUCCCGACUCCGAUCGUAAGCGUCCCGCGCCAGCAUGCAGCCAUCGAGUUCAAUUCGGAGAAGCUCUAUACGGUAGCAGGCCAGCCAGUUCCGUCCGUAUGGGGACCUAUUGGGGGUUUGCACAAAUCAGCGGAUGGGUAUGUUCGCGUGCACGAUAACUUCUUGCACCAUCGCCACGGCACGGCGGCUCUACUAGGAUGUUCGCCUGAUGCCGAUCGCCCGGAAGUCGCCGCCAAGAUCGCGGGCUGGCGAUCGACGGACCUCGAGUCGGCUGGAAUCAAUUCUAACCUGGUGAUCGCGGCGCUCCGGAGUUAUUCGGAAUGGGACGCCCUGCCGCAAGCUCAGGCCGUGUCCGACUUCCCUAUCCUCCUGCGUCGUAUUGGGGAUGCCCCGGUUGGGUUGCCGCGGGAGAUGCGUGAAGCGAAUGCCGACAAAUGUCUUCGGGGCCUGCGUGUGCUUGAACUGUCGCGGGUCAUCGCAGCCCCUGUGUCGGGAAGGACGCUGGCUGCCCACGGUGCGGACGUGCUCUGGGUGACAAGUCCGAAUCUACCGGACCUGCCCUCGCUGGACCGGGACUGUGGUCGGGGGAAAAGAACGGUCCAGGUGGACCUGUUAACCCCAGAGGGUCAGAAAGAGCUCGAUGCCCUUCUUGACGGUGCCCAUGUUUUCGUGCAAGGCUAUCGGCCAGGAAGCCUUGCGUCCCGCGGCCUGUCGUCGGACACGCUGGCCCAGAAGUUCUCUCACCGGGGAAUCAUCUGCGCAAAUAUGUCAGCAUACGGACCGACAGGGCCCUGGGCCAACAACCGAGGGUUUGAUUCGCUGGUCCAGACGUGCUCUGGGAUGAACGUUUCCGAGGCCGAGCAUUACGGUGCCGGGGAGCCUGCUCGCGCGAUGCCAUGUCAAGCCCUAGACCAUGCUGCGGGCUAUUUCCUCGCGUCCGGCAUUCAGGCUGCGCUUUAUAAGCAAGCGACCGAGGGCGGAUCCUGGGAAGUCAACGUGUCUCUGGCCGGUGUGAUGAAGUAUCUGCGAUCGCUGGGACAGUUUGACGGGAAGGACGGCUUCGGCUCGCGGGGCUAUAACCAGAUUACCGACGUCCCCGAGGAGUAUUUGGAAAUAACGGAAACCGGCUUUGGGCAGAUGAAGGCUGUGCGACAUUCUGCCAAGGUCCAGGGCACCGAGAUUGGGUGGGAUAUCACGCCCAAUCCACUAGGUUCAGACGACAAGAAAUGGUUGGAAGUAACGAGAGAGUAAAUGUGUCUAUAGCGAACGUUCAAGACCAAUAGCCGGGAAGAAACCCAAGGUAGAAAGUCGAAACUCCCCAAACAAGCAACCAAUGGAGGGAUUUGAAGAACAGUAAUCAGAUGGCUGAAAGUGAAACGAUACAAAUAGAUAGGUAUAUACAAUCGACGGAAACCUCCUCAAAAGAAAGGAGGGAGGUAGAAUAUGGACAUGACUAUGA